AUGGCUCCUCGUACCGAAUUCAGUACGGAGCGAGUUCAAAAUAAGGCCCGCAAAGACCUGCUGUACCUACUCGAGGGCGUCCGCGGCAAGAAGAAUCUCGUCUUCGACAAGAGCUUGGUCGGUCCCAUUGGAACGGUGGUCAAAGUCAACACAUUGCAAGAGUACGGAGUCGACAAGUUCUUCGUCCUGGAAAAUGACAACGUGGAUACCAGCCAGCACAACGUGGUAUUCAUUGCCAGAGGAGAGUGUGGACGUCACGCCGAGGACAUAGCUAACCAAAUAAAACGAGUCCGACGCCAAAGCCCUACAAGCCAUGAGUUUCAUAUCUUUUGGGUCCCACGUCGCACCUUGGUAUCGGACCAACUUCUAGAAGAGGCGGGCGUAUUGGGCGACGUGAGCAUAUCGGAGCUCCCUUUAUCCUUCUUCCCAUUAGAGAGGGACGUUUUAUCCCUAGAAUUAUGUGAUUCCUUCAAGGACCUGUACCUCUCCAAGGAUGUCACACCAAAUUACCUUUUGGCAAAGGCCUUGAUGGAAGUUCAGCAGAAUCAUGGCUUGUUUCCUCGGAUAAUUGGAAAAGGAGAUAAUGCAAAGAAGGUGUCUGACCUUCUGGUCCGCAUGCGCCAGGAAGUACUCGCGGGGGGAGAUUCGAGCGACUCGCGCAAACCCGGUUUGACACCCAGUUCGACAAACGAGAGCCUUAUUAUAAUCGAUCGCGAGGUGGACUUUGUUACUCCUCUUCUCACCCAGCUGACCUACGAAGGUCUUAUAGACGAAGUAUUUGAAAUCCAGAAUAACCAAACCAAGGUGGACACAACCAUUGUCGGCGCUCCCGCUCGGUCAUCUGCGGCUACUACGCAAGGACGGAAGGAGAUGGUUUCCCUGGACUCUACCGACAAACUAUACGAUCAGCUACGAGAUGCCAACUUUGCCAUCGUUGGCGGAAUGCUCAACAAGGUUGCUCGGCGGUUGCAGCAAGUUCAGUCUGACUACGAGACCAAGCACAAGACAAAAACAUUGGCUGAACUCAAGGAGUUUGUUGGUCAAUUACCAGGGUAUCAGCAAGAGCAUCGAAGUGUCCGAAUUCAUACCGGCAUCGCCGAGGAAAUCAUCAAGCGCACCAGAACCGAUCAGUUCAAGGGCUUGCUAGAAGUGCAGCAGAAUCUUGCUGCCGGUGCAGAUCCCUCCUCUCAAUUCGAUGCCAUCGAGGAGCUGAUAGCGCGCGACGCGCCUAUUCGUGAGACCCUCAGGCUAUUGUGUAUUUAUUCCUGCAUUUCUGGGGGCAUUAAACCAAAAGAGUUUGAUCAGUUUCGAAAGCUUGUCUUGCAUGGGUACGGAUAUCAACAUCUCCUGACGCUUCACAACUUGGAAAAGCUGCAGCUCUUCCUUUCUCGAUCCUCUCCUCUUGCUGGAAUGAUCCCCAUGACCGGUGGCAGUACAGGGGCAACGGGCACCAAAACGAAUUACACCUAUUUGCGGAAGCAGCUGCGACUUAUUGUCGACGAGGUUAAAGAAGAUGAUCCCAACGACAUUGCAUACGUAUACAGCGGAUACGCUCCUCUAUCAAUUCGCUUAGUCCAAUGCGUCCUGCAGAAGCAAUAUCUAUUGUCUUUCGCCAAGGGUGGUAGUGCGGCGAACGCUGGUGUUGCAGCUGCGGGCGCCACGAGCCAGGGCUGGCAUGGCUUUGACGAAGCAGCCAAGCAUGCCCGCGGGCAGACAUUCUACGAGCUUCAAACUGGCGAGGACAAGGCGGUGAAGGCUCGUGCACUCCUUUCAGGUACCAGUGCGAAGCAGACUGUGUUUGUCGUCUUCGUGGGUGGGAUCACGUUUACCGAAAUUGCGGCGCUGCGCUUCAUAGCUAGGCAGGAUGAGGGUAGGCCGGCCUUUUUUGACGAAUAG
Messenger RNA from Metarhizium album ARSEF 1941, 1896 nucleotides. Its product is annotated as vacuolar protein sorting 33A-like protein. Lineage: Eukaryota; Fungi; Ascomycota; Sordariomycetes; Hypocreales; Clavicipitaceae. Gene Ontology annotation, biological process: intracellular protein transport; vesicle-mediated transport. The record is from RefSeq and is a predicted model, not a curated record. Bases 1 to 1896 code for a protein of 631 amino acids. Gene Ontology annotation, cellular component: fungal-type vacuole; CORVET complex. The transcript has 3 exons.